This is a messenger RNA of Pezoporus flaviventris, 1284 nucleotides long. It is a transcript of the gene NDEL1, whose product is annotated as nudE neurodevelopment protein 1 like 1. The coding region runs from base 38 to 1024 and encodes 328 amino acids. Gene Ontology annotation, molecular function: microtubule binding. The record is from RefSeq and is a predicted model, not a curated record. Gene Ontology annotation, cellular component: kinesin complex; kinetochore; centrosome. The transcript is spliced from 10 exons. Lineage: Eukaryota; Metazoa; Chordata; Aves; Psittaciformes; Psittacidae. Gene Ontology annotation, biological process: microtubule nucleation; establishment of mitotic spindle orientation; chromosome segregation.
CUAAACCUGGACAAAGUUCCUGCAGGUCGUGUUGAUCAUGGACAGUGAAGAAAUCCCGACUUUCUCGAGUCCAAAGGAGGAAACUGCGUAUUGGAAAGAGCUUUCCUUGAAGUACAAACAAAGCUUCCAGGAAGCUCGGGAAGAGCUGGCUGAAUUUCAGGAAGGAAGCAGGGAAUUAGAAGCUGAGCUGGAGGCACAGCUAGUGCAGGCUGAGCAGAGGAACAGAGAUUUGCAAGCAGAUAACCAAAGACUGAAGUAUGAAGUGGAAACAUUAAAGGAGAAACUGGAGCACCAGUAUACACAAAGUUACAAGCAAGUGUCCUGUUUGGAGCAUGACCUCAGCCAGACACGGGCCAUUAAAGAUCAGCUGCAUAAGUAUGUGAGGGAGCUGGAGCAGGCCAACGAUGACUUGGAACGUGCCAAGAGGGCAACAAUAGUUUCGUUGGAAGACUUUGAACAAAGGCUGAACCAAGCUAUUGAGAGAAAUGCCUUUCUAGAAAGUGAACUGGAUGACAAGGAGUCAUUACUGGUUUCUGUACAGAGAUUAAAGGAUGAAGCGAGAGACCUGAGGCAGGAGCUGGCCGUACGGGAAAGGCAGCAAGAAGUCACGCGCAAGUCAGCACCCAGUUCCCCAACUCUGGACUGUGAGAAGAUGGAUUCGGCUGUGCAGGCGUCCCUCUCCCUGCCAGCCACGCCUGUUGGAAAAGGAUCAGAAAAUAGUUUUCCUUCCCCAAAAGCUAUACCAAAUGGAUUUGGUACCAGCCCCCUUACUCCUUCAGCUCGAAUAUCUGCACUCAACAUUGUGGGGGAUCUGCUACGGAAAGUGGGGGCCUUAGAAUCCAAAUUAGCUGCUUGCAGGAACUUUGCAAAGGACCAGGCAUCCCGAAAAUCCUACGUGUCGGGGAACGUUAACAGCAGCGUGAUGAACAGCAACGGCACAAAGUACCCUCACCCCGGGCACACUUCCUUCUUUGACAAAGGGCGUGAAAAGGUCACAUUCCCCACCUUGGUCAUGGGGCAGUGAACGGCUUUGAUCAAGGUCCCCCCGGCCUGGGAGCCUCUCGCCCCUCCUCAGCGCCUGGAAUGCUGCCCCUGAGCGUAUGAGCCCGCGGGAGGUCGUGUUCGGACUUGCGGAUGCUUUUCUCAGCCCACCCAGAGAAGAAGCGCUCCAGCUCGCUCCCCGCUGCCGCCCCGCUGGAACACGACCCGGCCUCCUUGUCAUGUUAAUGCAGUUCCUGUUCUCCCGCUGCAGCGGACGUGCUGUGGCUCGGCCCCAUGCCCUGC